AUGAGUUUAGGAGUAACUGGACAUGCUAUACUUGGCCAGGCUGCUGAAGCAGCUGUAGAGGCACCGUCAUAUGGCUCCUAUCUGCCGAAAAUUGAUCAGUUUUAUAUACCGCAAUGGUUGACCCUGAGCUUCGUCGCCAAUAAUAUUAUUAGUUUUACACCGCUACUAUCUUAUGGGACUACAGUAUGGAGUAUAUCCCGUUCAAGGACGGCAUUAGGAUUUUCUAUCGAUAUCUGCGCUACGAUGCUAAUAGCAAGCAUUUUAAGAGUAUCUUACUACUUGAUUAGCCCAUAUGAAAAAGCCUUACUGACACAAUCUUUGUGUAUGAUUUUCAUACAAACAAUAUUAUUGUACACCAGCUUGUACUAUAGACCCGAAGAAUACAAGUUUGAGAGUUUAAAGCCGAUAGAACCAUUUUCGGACCUAUUAAAAGAUACUUGGCACGAGUAUUUUCCAGUUAGCAUGUAUGGUUCUAGUUGGAAAGGUUUUAUCAAGACGGCGGACUUUAACACUCUAUUGGGUUUUAGUGAGAAAGCAUUAUUGGUGGUAGUUUACAGGUUUUUAAAAUUUUUUGACGCUAGUUACCAAAGGGUUGGUGGUUUUUGGCAAUGGGAUGAUACAAAAAGAUUUUGGAAGUUCCUAUUAUGGUUUUUUGUUUGUCAAUUUGCUGGCACUUACGUGAUUUCCAAAGUACUGGGAUGGGAAAGUCUUACAAUAUGGAUGGGGUCGAUUAUUGGAUCUUUAGGGUUACUUAUUGAAUCUCUACUUCCGUUGCCCCAAAUUUCUAUAUUGCACAAAUUGCAAAGUGUUCAAGGCUUUAAAUUGAUACUUCUAGUUAGUUGGUUGUGUGGUGAUAUACUGAAGAUAACUUAUUUGGUUUUUGGUGCUAGUAACAUUUCUUCAAUGUUUGUAUUCUUCGCAUUAUUUCAAAUGAGUUUAGACAUGUACAUUGCGUUUUUGUACGUCUACUACAAAUAUUACUUUCCCAGUAAAAAAAGGGUAUGCACAUCACUGAUAGAAAUGCAAGAAAUGCUACCCACGGACGCUUAA
Molecule: messenger RNA, 1050 nt
Organism: Eremothecium sinecaudum
Lineage: Eukaryota; Fungi; Ascomycota; Saccharomycetes; Saccharomycetales; Saccharomycetaceae
Gene: ANY1
Product: Any1p
Exons: 1
Coding region: 1-1050 (349 amino acids)
Biological process (GO): retrograde transport, endosome to Golgi; phospholipid translocation
Cellular component (GO): endosome; trans-Golgi network
Source: RefSeq, a predicted model, not a curated record